CUGCUGCCAAUCAUGUAGCCAGAGUAGCUUCUCCUUCUCCAUCUAUUAGCCCAUCAUCGUCUAUGUUGGCCCCAACCUUGGCUAGAGUCCCAGCGACUUAUCUAGUUGGAGAUAGCUUGGGGUGGACUAUCCCUCUUGGUGGUCCUAUCACUUAUGCCUCUUGGGCUACUGGCAAGACCUUUAUCGUUGGAGACACACUAUUGUUCUACUUCUCAAAUGGAGAGCACGAUGUUGCAGAAGUGCCAAUGGUAGGUUUUGAUGCUUGCGACUCAUCUAGCACCAUUGGCCCCAUUCUUAAUAAAGGUCCUGCAAGUAUCACUCUCCAAUCACCAGGGGAGCAUUUCUUUAUUUGCACCUUUAGUACACAUUGCUCCUUUGGCCAAAAGCUAGCCAUUAAUGUACUUGCCCCUUCUGCAUCAAUAACUCCUUCUCAAGCUCCUUCUCCAUCUAGUUCAACUUCUCCUGGAAUUUCCCCAACUUCUAUUGCUUCUCCUCCAUCCAUCAAUACCCUUUCGCCUGCAUUAGCUCCCACCUAUUCUAGACCACUGGAGACUCACACAGUUGGAGACAAUUUAGGAUGGGUACUCCCUAUUGGUGGUCCAUCCGUUUAUGCAAAUUGGGCUUCUCACAGGACCUUCGCAGUUGGAGACACUCUAUUGUUCAACUUUGUUACGGGACAACAUGAUGUGGCUGAAGUAACAAAGUCUAGUUUUGAUGACUGCAACAAGGCUACCAUCAUUGGUUCUCCUAUAAGCUCUGGCCCUGCAAAAAUUACUCUAAAAUCCCUUGGUGAACACUAUUUCAUCUGCUCUUUUCCAGGACAUUGUCAAGUGGGACAAAAGCUAGUUGUUAAUGUUACACUCACCACAGCUACUUAUCCUUCAAAUAAUCCUACUAGCAUUGCCGUUUCUCCAUCAUUGCUAGCUACUGCACCAAGUGAACACAACAAUAUGUCAAGCUCUGCAUCAUCCUUUACCAUUGUUGGCUUCUUUAUUACUUCACUAACUAUUUUUGGGUCUUUUUUCCUUUAGAAAAUAUAUUGUAACUCAUUCGACUGAUUUACAAAUAUAGUUUCUAUUG
Messenger RNA from Telopea speciosissima, 1080 nucleotides. RefSeq names its product blue copper protein-like. The record is from RefSeq and is a predicted model, not a curated record. NCBI's taxonomy places the organism in Eukaryota, Viridiplantae, Streptophyta, Magnoliopsida, Proteales, Proteaceae. The transcript has 4 exons. Gene Ontology annotation, cellular component: plasma membrane. Bases 63 to 1031 code for a protein of 322 amino acids. Gene Ontology annotation, molecular function: electron transfer activity.